GGCGCGCGGGCCCGGCGGCCAUGGCGGCCAUGGCGGCGGCGGCGGAGGCGCCCGAGUACGAGUCGGCGGAGCUGUGCACGCGCGCGUUCCUUGUGGGCGCGCUGGGCCGCGGGUGGCGGCGGCUCCUCGGCCCGCCAGACCUCUCGCUGGCGGCGGAGGAGGAGGAGGAGGAGGGGGAGGAGGCGGACGCGGCCGUGGCGGCGGAGCUGGGCUGCGCGGCGGACACGGCGGCCGAGCUGCGCGCCGUCUGCAGCAUUGAUAUGUUAAUGUCUUCUGAUAAAGAAGAGGACCCAGAUGUUAUUUCUGAAGAUAGCAGUCUGCUUACUCUUCGAAUUAGAAAGAAGACCUUAGAAAGGAGAGAAGAAACAAUUAUUGUGGAUCGGGCUUGCAGACAAGAAACUCUUGCCUAUGAGAUGGAGUCACAUGCAAUUGGAAAGAGGCCGGACAAUCCAACAGAUAUAGUUGAGGAGGGAGAACUACUUUUAACUCUGAACAUCUUCUAUCCAGUUAUAUUUCAGAAGCAUAAAGAUCAUAAACCCUAUCAAACAGUCCUUGUACUGGGCAGCCAGAAGCUCACUGAGCUGAGAGACUCGAUUUCCUGCGUCAGUGACCUCCAGAUAGGUGGUGAGUUCAGCAGUCAGCCAGACCAAGCACCAGAACACAUCAGCAAGGAUCUCUACAAAUCUGCUUUCUUCUAUUUUGAAGGCAUCUUCUAUAAUGAUAGAAGAUAUCCCGAGUGCAGAGAUCUGAGCAGAACAAUUAUAGAGUGGUCAGAAUCUCAUGAUAGAGGCUAUGGAAAUCUUCAGUCUGUUAAAAUGGAGGACUAUGUAUUUAAUGAUGUGUCCCUCAAAAUUGGCUUUCCGUACCUUUUCUGCCACCAAGGAAACUGUGAGCACAUCAUUAUAAUCACAGAUAUAAGGCUCAUUCAUCAUGAUGACUGUCUGGACCGGAACCUAUAUCCCUUGCUAAUCAAGAAACACUGGCUAUGUACCAGAAAAUGCUUUGUGUGCAAAAUGUAUACAGCAAGGUGGGUAACCAACAGAGACAGUCUGGCACCAGAGGAUCCCUGUUUCUUCUGUGAUGUUUGUUUUCGGAUGCUUCAUUACGAUGCAGAAGGCAAUAAACUGGGGGAGUUUCUUGCAUAUCCUUAUGUUGAUCCUGGGAUUUUCAACUGAAACUGACAUGUGCCAGAGUGAAUUCAGUGAAACUACAUCUGUUGCUCUGGCUGUUAAAACCACCACAGAGCUUGAGUUUUGAGCAUACUUCUGGGUGUUGGGUUAGAUUUGUAACCCUCUCCCCUGAGGUGGAGGGAGCCCUUUGCAGACCUUUGAAGUCUUUCUGGUAUCCUUUCUAAGUAUGAUUGUAAAAGCUAAGUUAGCAUGGAAAAAUAUAAUACACUUUUACAACAUUACAGUGGUUUGGAGACUAUGGACUAAAAAUUCAAAUGCUGAAGAAGAAAAUGCCUGGGAAAAGAGCCAUGAUUUCGAGAAGUUCCGUGCAUCCAAGAAUCUGUAAACCUCCGAGGAUGAGAACAUGGUCUAUGGACAUCUUACCUUGAAAACUCUGGCAGUUGUCAUCUAUGAACAGAGAUGCAGGGCACUGAAUUUGUAGGGAGGAGAAUGCUUUCGGAGAGAGCAGCUCAGAAUGAUGGUUAAAUUCUUGGGUCUUGCCUGCAAAUGGGGGUGCUUGCAAUGUGUAAGGUACUGCUGCCCUUGGUUUGUGUCUCUGAAGACUCAUUCUGUGAAGAGUGAACUUUUCACCGAUUAAUGAACUGUGGCCUGUCUUUCAAAUAACUUAAACUGUUUACAGUGCACACAGUGUUCAUUGUGCACUUUUUUAAAGUAUCAUUCUGUUACUGUAAGUAAUGAUGUUUUUUAUUAAAAUGUGACCAAUUUGUACUUCCUA
Molecule: messenger RNA, 1905 nt
Organism: Myiozetetes cayanensis
Lineage: Eukaryota; Metazoa; Chordata; Aves; Passeriformes; Tyrannidae
Gene: SNAPC3
Product: small nuclear RNA activating complex polypeptide 3
Exons: 9
Coding region: 21-1175 (384 amino acids)
Biological process (GO): snRNA transcription by RNA polymerase III; snRNA transcription by RNA polymerase II
Cellular component (GO): snRNA-activating protein complex
Molecular function (GO): RNA polymerase II cis-regulatory region sequence-specific DNA binding; RNA polymerase III type 3 promoter sequence-specific DNA binding; core promoter sequence-specific DNA binding
Source: RefSeq, a predicted model, not a curated record